Molecule: messenger RNA, 636 nt
Organism: Cygnus olor (mute swan)
Lineage: Eukaryota; Metazoa; Chordata; Aves; Anseriformes; Anatidae
Product: syntaxin-4-like
Exons: 6
Biological process (GO): vesicle-mediated transport
Cellular component (GO): membrane
Source: RefSeq, a predicted model, not a curated record
UAUGCCCGCCCGGGGGGGGCGUGGCCGCGCAUGCGCGCCGGCCCCUCCCCCUCCGCCAUGCGGGACCGGACGCGGGAACUGCACCAGGACGAUGCCCCCAGUGACGACGAGGACGAGCGCGUGGCCCUGGUGGGGGGGCCGCAGCCCCCGGACCCCCCCGGCACCGACACCCUGCUGCAGGCUCGGGCCGUGCGGGCGGCGCUGCGGGUGCUGGAGGAGAAGCUGGGGGCGCUGGAGCAGCAGCAGGAGGCCGUGCUGGGCACCCCCCUGCCCGACGACGGGCUGAAGCGGGACCUGCAGGCGCUGCGCGAGGAGAUCCAGCAGCUGACCCGGGACAUCGGCGCCCGCCUCAAAGGGUUGGAGCCGGGGAAGGAGGAGGAGGACGAGAACCGCAACACCAUCGGGGCGAGGGUGAAGCGCACCCAGCAUGGGGUGCUGUCCCAGCAGUUCCUGGAGCUGACGGGGCGCUGCCACGCGGCCCAGGCCCGCUACCGCCAGCGCAGCCUCGAGCGGGUCCGACGCCAGCUGCAGAUCAGUGGGUGCCCCCCCCGGGACCCCCCCCCCCAAAAAAAAAAUAAUAUCGGGGGGGGGGGGUCCCCCAAAAUCCCUGGGGGCUUUUGGGGGGGUGGCGGGAAG